AUGGCUGCUAUUAGAAUUGAGGAGCUACCGUCGCUGGUAACGGAAAAUUCCAAAAAUGAAUCAUCCUCAUCUGUGAUAGCGAACGAGGCCUCUCUCCCACCACGCCAUGCUGCAGACCAUCUGGUCGAAGUCUAUUUCCAGUAUCGUACGCCUCACCUCCCGAUUGUGGAUCGCUCGCAAGUGAAUGAAGCUGUUGAGAAUGCAUAUUUGGCUAGAAGCAAUACUCGGCCAUCGAGUCGCUCAGUUGAGAAGGACAAUUUUAUUGCAUACAUAGUUUUCGCGAUUGCCCUUUGUGAUAUGUCUAGUGCGUCCGGAGGUCGUCCAGCCCAGAGCGAGGGUUGCUUCCGUUCCGCCAUUGCUUGGAUCGAGAAGAUCAUCACAUACUCGGAAAGUGACAUUGAGACUUUGCGCUGCGUGCUUUUACUGGCACAAUUUGUGGCUCUCUGUCCUUCCUGGGGCAGCUUGUGGCAUCUUACCGGCAUUGCCCUGCGCUUAUGUAUCGACAUAGGUUUGCAUUGGGAAAGUGAAGAGAAUGCUAUCAAUAUGGAUCCAAAGCUGUUGCAUGAUCGACGCCGUUUAUGGUACUCUACCUACCAAUUUGAUCGUAACUUGUGUAUCACGCUUGGUCGCCCCUUUGGUAUCAUUGACGAAAGCACCCAAGUCCAGCUUCCAAAUCCAUGGGCAGUCAGUCGUCGCUCACUGACAAGUGACUCUUACGACUUUGACAUCCAUAGCCAACGAGCUCAUAAUCAUAUGUUCACCUUGUCCAAACUUGAGUCAGAGGUUCGACAUGUGCUCCACAGCCACCAAUGGCCUUUGAAGUUAGCAUAUCCAAGGGUGAACUACCCGGCUUGGCUUCAAGAUAUCCAGCCUCGUCUGGAAGAGUGGUAUAAUACUGUACCACAACCUAGCAAGGCUCAUCCUUCGUCUAUAUUUGCUUGCCAAGCCUACUGGGAUGGUAUAUAUAACAACACAAUUCUCCUUCUCUACCGGCCAAACUCGAUAGUUUUGCAUUCGUCGACGGAGAUCCUCAUUUCAUUCGAAGCUUCUUGCAAGCUUAUCACAAGCAUCAAGACCUUACAACGAGAAGGAAAGAUUGAUGUUAUGUGGAAAUGGGUCUAUCACCUCUUCAUGGCUGGCCUUGCAGUGAUAUAUGGCCUUUGGAACUCCAAAGAGAUACGAGAUCGUACCUCUAUCGGGAAAAGUAUUACGUCUCUUCAGUCAUGUACCUCAACACUCUCUGCUAUGUCAGAGACCUUCCCAGGGGCUUCAGGCUGCCGUGAUGCGUUUGAUAGUCUCUCAUCCGCAACAAUCGAUUGGCUUGUGUCCGCUGAGGAGAUACGGCAAGCACCAUUUGACUUUGAUAAGCAAGUACAGGAUUUGUUAUAUGAACUGCAGCCGUCCUCCCGUGGUGGUAUUGGUGCCGCAGCUGACAACAGUAUCACUGACAUGUCUGGCAUAAUGUCUACUGACAAUUCGGCUUUAUGCGAAAUGCUCAGCUCGGCCGCACAGUGGCCUGGCUUUCAAGACAUGGAUUUUAGUACCUCAGUACCGCUGUAA
Molecule: messenger RNA, 1560 nt
Organism: Penicillium pulvis
Lineage: Eukaryota; Fungi; Ascomycota; Eurotiomycetes; Eurotiales; Aspergillaceae
Product: fungal specific transcription factor domain-containing protein
Exons: 1
Coding region: 1-1560 (519 amino acids)
Biological process (GO): DNA-templated transcription; positive regulation of transcription by RNA polymerase II
Molecular function (GO): zinc ion binding; sequence-specific DNA binding; DNA-binding transcription factor activity, RNA polymerase II-specific
Source: RefSeq, a predicted model, not a curated record